Arabidopsis arenosa is the source of this 1438-nucleotide messenger RNA. The record is from the annotation of a GenBank genome assembly. Lineage: Eukaryota; Viridiplantae; Streptophyta; Magnoliopsida; Brassicales; Brassicaceae.
CAGAAAAGGAAUUAGAAAGAAGGAAGAGAUAGCAAAAAUGGCACUAAGAAUGUGGGCUUCUUCUACAGCAAAUGCUCUCAAGCUUUCUUCUUCUGUUUCCAAGUCUCAUCUCUCUCCUUUCUCCAUCUCUAGAUGCUUCUCCACAGUGUUGGAGGGAUUGAAGUAUGCAAAUUCACACGAGUGGGUUAAACAUGAAGGCUCUGUUGCCACCAUUGGCAUCACUGCCCAUGCUCAGGACCAUUUAGGUGAAGUGGUGUUUGUGGAACUGCCAGAGGAAAAUACUUCAGUGAGCAAAGAGAAAAGCUUUGGAGCAGUGGAGAGUGUGAAGGCAACAAGUGAGAUCUUAUCACCGAUCUCAGGUGAAAUCAUUGAGGUUAACAAGAAGCUCACAGAAUCACCUGGCUUGAUUAACUCAAGCCCCUAUGAAGAUGGCUGGAUGAUCAAAGUGAAACCGAGUAGCCCCGCGGAGUUGGAAUCUUUGAUGGGACCAUUACUGAAGGGUUUCUACAAAGAGAGUUGCCCAUUGGCAGAGGAAAUCGUGAAGCACAACGUCGAGGUUGCUGUUCUCAAAGAUCCUCGUAUGGCGGCUUCUCUUCUUCGUCUUCAGUUCCACGAUUGCUUCGUAUUGGGCUGUGAUGCGUCUGUGCUCUUGGACACACAUGGAGAUAUGUUGAGUGAGAAACAAGCAACUCCUAAUGUGAACUCUUUGCGUGGAUUUGAAGUAAUCGAUUACAUUAAGUACCUCCUCGAAGAUGCUUGUCCUCUAACCGUCUCCUGUUCUGAUAUCCUCGCCAUGGCCGCUCGUGACUCAGUCUUCCUGAGAGGUGGACCAUGGUGGGAAGUUUUGCUAGGGAGAAGAGACUCAUUAAAGGCAAGCUUUGCAGGCGCAAACCAAUUCAUUCCAGCACCAAACUCCUCACUCGACAGCCUCAUAAUCAAUUUCAAGCAACAAGGUCUCAGCAUUCAAGAUCUCAUCGCUCUUUCAGGUGCUCAUACAAUAGGUAAAGCGAGAUGCUUGAGCUUCAAGCAACGCAUUGUUCAACCAAAUAUAGAACAAACGUUCUACGUCGAUGAGUUCAAGAGACACAGCACAUUCCGGCGAGUCCUACGGUCACAAUGCAAAGAUUCAAGCCGAGACAACGAACUGUCCCCACUGGAUAUUAAGACACCGGCUUACUUUGAUAACCAUUACUACAUCAAUCUGUUAGAAGGGAAAGGGUUGUUGAUAUCGGAUAACGUUCUGGUAACGGAAGAUCAUGAAGGAGAAAUCUUCAGAAAGGUUUGGGAAUAUGCAGUGGAUCAAGAUCUCUUCUUUCUAGAUUUUGUGGAGUCCAUGUUGAAAAUGGGUAAUAUUAAUGUACUUACAGGUAUUGAAGGUGAAAUUAGGGAAAAUUGUAGAUUUGUCAAUGUCUAAAUUCAAUAACAUCAAUCAUUACAA